Enterobius vermicularis (human pinworm) is the source of this 843-nucleotide messenger RNA. Lineage: Eukaryota; Metazoa; Nematoda; Chromadorea; Rhabditida; Oxyuridae. The record is from the annotation of a GenBank genome assembly.
UUGGAUGCUAAGCGCAAAUUGGAAAAAGAGAGGAGUUCAGCUAUAUCGGAGAGCUUAAAGAAUUUGGAACAUUCUUCAUCGAAGAAAUUUGUUUUCAGUUCCGACUCUGAAGAUGGCGUAGAGGUAGUUGUACGUUCUGUUACAGUUUUCUUUCUGAUCUUUUUUUUUAUUUUGCGCCGCUAUUUUGGAAAAAAAGGAACUAAAAUUGCAGAACUGCAGUCAAAGUACGGACAUGACAAGCGUUUUAUUCUUGAUGAGCGGUUUAUAGACUCAGAUGAGCUGGAAGACUACAUAUUGAAAUUGUUCUUCUUGCAGGAUGAGGAGGAUAAAGAAAUUGCUGAGAGGGAUGAGCAAAUGGCAAUAUUAUCGAGUGUGCUAGGAAAAGAUGUUUCGACUUAUAAGACCUCUAAGAAGUUUGCUGCAUUUCACAGGUUUGAUCCUGAGAAUGUCUCACACCUGCGGUGGCUUAAUGACCAGAAGACCAGUGACGACAGUGGAGACUCUGUAAGUCCAUCUGUUUCAAAAACAUAUGUUUUCAAAGAUGUGUUUGGUCAAAAAGAGAUUGUUGCAGAGGAGUCAAAUAAGCAGGGCAAUACUUCUAUGGGUAAUUCUGUGGAAAACACAGUUGGAGACGAUGCAUCGAGUUUAGCUGUUGAAGAGGUACUGGUCAAGAGAUUUAGUUAUACUGGUAGUUCGUUUUUCUUUCUGAAAGAAAACGAUCCUGAGGUGAAGGAAGUUGUUUCAAAUUUCCGGCGCGUACGUCCAAUCGAAAGUUUAAAAGAAAAGUGGUUUCCUGUGCGACUGAGCUUGAUUAAGGUUGUCGUUAAAAAGUUGGCUGACUGA